CUCGCCCCGUGGUGAGGCCAUUCAUGAAAGCCCAGAUUGUUCGUUAUAACGAGAUCCUGUCAAUGGCUGUGAUUGUGGACUUCGCUGGCGAUCCAGCUACCCCAAUCACUCCGCAAAACGCCACAUGGACAAAGGCGCAAAACCACUCAUGGAGCGGAGAGAGAUUGUUGUCUCCGAAUCGAUUGAACUUGACAAUCAACAGAUCCCGCUAUUCAGAUGCUGGAACAUACACAAUGUGUCUGACGAAUGUUGCUGGCUCUGCAUGUGUUAACUUUACCAUCCGCUAUAUCGAUGAAAUCCAAAUUAUGAGCCCGACAGAAUCCGUUCGCGUCAAUCAGCUGCAAUCGGCUACAUUCUCCUGCAAUGCCAGUGGUUAUCCUGCACCAAUCAUCUCAUGGUACUACAAUGGAAGGCAGCUUGCUAACACCAAGACGGUGAGCAUCCGAUCGACAACAUUUACAACUGACGCCCUAUCGCGUAAAGGCAGUCACGGCAUCAGUUCGGUAUUACACCUAAGAAACGUGACGAACGAGCACAAUAAGGGAUCUUACACCUGUACUGCUACGAACAGUGACGGCUCUAAUGCAAACAGCACCGCGGAGUUGAAGGUGUUUGUCCCAACAGUUCCGAUUUCACCACCAGCAAGCAUCAAUGCAUCGGAAAGUGGCACAGUUCAACUUACAUGCAAUAUGUACGGAGUCCCACAACCGAGCGUUGAGUGGUACAAGGACGGAAAAAUUGCCAAGGUCUCCGAACGCCAUAUUUUGGUGGAUAAUAACCGUACCUUGAUCAUCGCUAAUUUGGAGUACAGUGAUCGCGGCGACUUUCAUUGUUUCGCCGACAACAGAGAUACCAGCAAUCCAGCUCUGGGAGGAUAUUCGAUUGGCCAACCAACCACCGUUGAUGUUUAUGUCGCUCCACAGAUCGUUACAUCACCGCGAAAUGUUACCCUGACUCAGCAUACACUAUCAUCAUUUAGCUUGCACUGUGUUUCAUUUGGUAAUCCACGCCCAAAUAUGUAUUGGCUACAUAAGGGUUUACCCGCGUCUCGGAAGCCAACAAUUAGAGAAGUAGCGAGUGCUAAUGCCACUUUUCCAGCGUUGUAUGAUACCAGCAUCGAACUGCGUCGUGUCUCCUUUUGGGAACGUGGUACAUACACGUGUGUGAGCGAGGUGAACGGCGCAGGCUUUGUCAACGCCAGUCAGCUAAGUGGGACUGUGCAAGCAUCCGCAACUCUCACAGUCAAUACUUAUCCAACAUUCCUACAGGCCACUUCACCGUCCAAGGUGGUGUUUCCAAACCAGAUCAACGUGACAUGCAGUUACAGUGGGUAUCCCUUACCCAUCAUCACCUUCCAAGCUCCUGGUUUGAUUGAUGAGCAGGUUCAUGCCAUGACUACGUCCAUCAUAGGUUUUCUACCAGAUGGCCUCCCAUAUCGCCGAAGUACUUUGAUAGUUAAGCGCUCCAGACUGAUCGAUAGUGGGAGAUACGCAUGUGUUGGCAUGAAUCCAGUGGGAACAGCAAUUGAUACAGUUCCAGUACUGCUGGUUCUUGGUGUUCCUGAUGCUCCUAGUUUACCAGUACUGAAGCAGAAUGUGCCAAAUAUGGUAACCAUAGCGUGGAGCAGGCCGGAUGAUAACAACGCAGCCAUCGCUAAUUAUACUAUCCA
Sycon ciliatum is the source of this 1669-nucleotide messenger RNA. Its product is annotated as receptor-type tyrosine-protein phosphatase F-like. Gene Ontology annotation, cellular component: plasma membrane; axon. Gene Ontology annotation, biological process: axon guidance; homophilic cell-cell adhesion; dendrite self-avoidance. Lineage: Eukaryota; Metazoa; Porifera; Calcarea; Leucosolenida; Sycettidae. Gene Ontology annotation, molecular function: cell-cell adhesion mediator activity. The record is from RefSeq and is a predicted model, not a curated record.